Messenger RNA from Antechinus flavipes (yellow-footed antechinus), 6817 nucleotides. It is a transcript of the gene FER1L5, whose product is annotated as fer-1 like family member 5. Gene Ontology annotation, cellular component: membrane; T-tubule; cytoplasmic vesicle. NCBI's taxonomy places the organism in Eukaryota, Metazoa, Chordata, Mammalia, Dasyuromorphia, Dasyuridae. Gene Ontology annotation, molecular function: calcium-dependent phospholipid binding; calcium ion binding. Bases 147 to 6692 code for a protein of 2181 amino acids. Gene Ontology annotation, biological process: macrophage activation involved in immune response; negative regulation of phagocytosis; vesicle fusion. The transcript is spliced from 46 exons. The record is from RefSeq and is a predicted model, not a curated record.
UCCUAAAGGAUCCUGCAGAACCAAGACUCUCUAAUUUUUAUGACAUCACUCUGUUGCCUAGCAAGAGCACAUCCUAGUUCUAUUUAAGACUUGGGAUCAGAAGAGUGCAAACAAGUGAGCUGUGGUUCCAUAGAAGUCAGAGAAAAAUGUUGCAGCUCAUUGUAGAGUCGGCCAAAGUCCAGCCCCCUCAAACUCCCCCACCAAGCUUUUGUGUGACAGUAUACUUCAGAGAUGUCAAGAAGAAAACUCGAGUCAUAGAAGACAAUAAUCCCACAUGGAAUGAGACCCUCGUAUGGCAUCUAGGCCCACAGCUCUUGGAAACUGACUCCUUCUUGCAAGUCAUCCUUCGAGAUAUAAGUCAAAAAAAAAGUGAAAGGACUUUUGGUGUAAGCACUGUAUUCCUUAGGCCACUGGCAGAAAAUCCACAUGAGCCUCUGGAUCUAACUGAACUGCCCCUAGUCAGCCAUACUACAUAUCCCACAAAAAGUACCAUCACCUUAAAAAUAACAUACUUGCCUCAGAUGGCCCAACAUAAGUCAGAAAGCUGGCAAAGCCUUGGCAUGGGCUGUAAGGAGGCUGAAGGGCAGGAAAUCAUGGCGACUGGCCACAAUGUGAGAAUGCCUCUGACCCUCAAGCCACAGGAUUUCCAGGUCCAGGUGAGAAUAUUUGAAGCCCGCCAGCUCCACGGAAACAACAUUGAGCCAGUGGUGAAGAUAUUAAUUGGAAAACAUGAGCAUCGGACUCGGAUCAAGAAGGGAAAUAACCCCUUUUUCAAUGAGGUUGGCUUGGAAGCAUGGGGAGAGGGGAAGGAAAGACAGGGAAGAUGGGGAAUAAUCAGCUUUGGAUACCAGGCUUUUUUUUUUCUUUUUUUUUUUUUUCCUGGAAGUAACUAUAGCCAGCAAUGCAUAAAAGCUCUAGCCCAGAAGGAUCAUGAGAAUCAGCUAUGGAUUUCUCAGGGAAGUAAGGGCCACUGGCUUACUAUUUUUUCCAGGUCUAGUCUUGAGAAGUUUCUAAAGAAACUCAACUUCCUCUCUGUAAAAAAGAAAUUAGACCUACACCAAUAUACCCAGACUGGCUUCCAAGGGAGAAAUGGGAGAGCCCUGAAACUUGUCAAUAGAAGCAUAUUCCUCUCUCUCCACACAGGACACACACUCAUGAGGAAAUGGCUAGGCCUCUGUCAUUCUAAUAAACCCUACUUGGGGAUCAGAGGCUACCUGAAGGUCACCGUUUCUGUCCUCGGUGCUGGAGACGAAGCUCCGGUGAGACUAUGCACCCAGAUUGGCCAGGGCCACUUUCUGCAGUACAUCUGUGGGGCCUUGGUGGAUCAUGGACAUCUGCAUGAGACUGGUGAAAUGGAGAAGAAUCUCUUUAUGUCAGCCAUAGUCCCUAUCCAAUUAGCUACUUUUUGUUUCUAUAUCUAUUCUGCUGAAGACCUGCACUUCAGUAAAACCAGUAAAGUUCUUCAUUAUCUGCUUGAUUCCCAAUACUUCAUCUUAUUACCAUAUGGUCAUCCAACUUUUGAAUACCUCAGAAAGAAGAGCAAUUCCUUGCCUCCCAAGGCAGUCCAUGGCACAAAACUUCAUGAGGGAGAAUUCUCAGGUUUCUUGCCCUGUUUUGGCCCUAGCUAUCUCAUUCUUCAUGGGGGAGAGAAGGCAUUAUCCUGGAACUUCUCUGAUGAAGAACCCUUCCUUCUUGACUCAACUGAGGAAGGCUUAAUUUAUCAAGGUAGAGUCUUAAUGGAACUAGUCUGUGGAAUACAAGAUAAGAAAGCAAAAGCACUUCCCCCUAGGACUUUGGCGGGCUUCAUAGAGAAUGAACUGAACCAACAAAACUAUGGACUGUGUAUCAUCUUCCUCUCCUCUACCAUGAUGCCAGCCUUUAAGAGCCAGAUUCACUUCGAGGUCACCCUUGGCCACUAUGGUAGCAAAAUGGACCUGAAUUACAAGCCGCUGACCUCUACCACCCAGUACAGCCAAGCAGUGGUUGACGAUACUUCAUACCACUAUGUCCCUUGGCAUAAUUCCAAGCCAGUAGUGACUCUGACCUCCACCUGGGAGGAUGUCAGCUUCCGGAUGAAUUCCCUCAAUGUCCUCCAUGUGGCCCGGGACCGACUGAAAUCAAACCUGGAGGCCAUGAAGUCAUUCCAGAAUCCUAAGAACCCAGCUUUAUCUAGAGUGUGGAAGAAAUUGCUGGAGGAAUUAAUGGAAGAUUGCAAGAGGCCUUUGCCCCAUAUUUCAGACCAACUCUAUUCCACAAUCUUGGACCAGAAUUUAUGGAAACUUCGAAAACUGGUCCUUCAGGAAUUGGCAGAUGAAGCCAUGAACAGCAAUCAUAAAGACACGGAAAUGCUGCCUGCAGCUGAGAAUUGGUUAUAUCGGCUCAACUCUGUGACUCUAGAGCCUCAAUCUAGCAUCCCUGACGUUGUGAUCUGGCUCCUGUGCAAAGAACAUCGUGUUGCCUAUACCCGGGUGCCCAUCAAUACCAUCCUGUUCUCCCAGGCUGGGCCCUUCUAUGGUGGCAAAUUCUGUGGCAAGGCUCAGACCCUCUUCAUGAAGGUGAGAAGGACUUUGUACUCCAAAGAACGAAAACAAAAGAACUUACUAGAGGCUCAAGAGCAGAAGGGAAUAAUGGCUGCUCAGCUCCGAGUAUGCAUGUGGCUAGGCAGCGUCUCGGACAGCAGUGACCUGGAGAAGAUCGGCUAUAAAGAUUUCAUCUUCUAUUCAAAGACAUAUGAGAACCAAGCUAUGUUCCAGGGCAAGUGGGGACCAGAGGGGCUGAAAAACUAUCCCAAUUUCUCUGACGCCAGUGGAAACUACAUUCUCCCCAAAGAGAACUUCCAUGUGCCUCAAGGAUGGGAGUGGCAGGGGAGUUGGUUUGUGGAACCCAAGACAAAAUUCCUUGUAGACACAGACAUUAACCAAAACCAAAUUCUGGAGGAAGUAUACGAAAACCAGACACGGGACAUUUGGGGAAGUUGGGCUCCAGCUGCCAUCCCAAAUACUGAUAUGAUUGGACAGCCUGUACAGGCUAGGGAACAACUGGAGUGCCCAGAAGGCUGGUCCAUCAAGGAAAACUGGAAUGUGGAGUUAAAUGAUGCAGUGGAUAAGGAAGGCUGGGAAUACGGUGUGGGAAAUCCUCCCUCCGAAAUCCCCAAAGCUUGGACUGCUGUGGAAAAGACCUAUCAUUCUUGGCGCCGCCGCCGCUGGGUGAGACAGAGAUACCAAAACCCUGGAGACCAGCAAGAUGAACAGAAGUCGCAGGAGUCACCGGACCUACAUGGGGAAGAUGAAGGCUGGGAAUAUGAUUCCUUUGGCUUCAGAUUUGACCCAGAUCCAAAGCCAGAGAGUGUACUCCGCCGCCGCUGCUGGCAUCGUAGGAUGGUACCCACUGAGGAUGUCAGUAUGUCUCCCAUUUUCUUCCUGGAGGAAUGCUUGGCAAAAGACAACAGAUACGAGGAAAUAGAGGAAAAGGAGGAGAAAAAGAAGAAGAAAAUAAAGGAGGAAGAACAGGGAGAGGUUAAAAAGGAAGAGAAGAAUCUCAUGACUUCAAAAAAAUCUUUAAUGGAGGCACCCCUAAAACUCAGUACUCCCUUCAUCUCCUACAUCAUCUACAAACCACAGUACUACCAGCUUUUCUGCUAUAUCUACCAAGUCAGAAACCUGAUAUCUAAUCACAUCCAGACCUUCUCAGACUCUUUCAUUCAGGUGAUCUUCCUACACUAUAGUCAACGCACCCGGACACUAGAGACUUCCCUGGUCCCAACAUGGAGCGAGACAUUGAUCUUUGACCAUAUUUUACUGGAUGAGAAACCCCAAGAUAUAGAAGAAAAUCCUCCCCCGAUGUGCCUAGAACUCUGGCAAGUAAAUUCCCAGGGCAAGAGGAGCUUAUGGGGAAGGAGCAUGUGUUCACCAGUUGUCUAUCUAGAUCUUCAAAAGCGAACCCUACCUCCGCUAAACUGGCAUUCCAUCAGCAAAGAAACAGGGGAAGAAGAGGGAGAGAUUCUGGCCUCUUUUGAGCUUAUCCUGGAGACCGAGAUGACAGAUAAUCAGAAAUCUCCACUCAUGAGUAUUCCCUGGAAGAACGGCUACUAUACCCUUCCCCAAAACAUCCAGCCUUCCUUGAAGAAAACUGCCAUUGAGAUCCUGGCUUGGGGGCUACGAAAUAUACACAAGGCAUACUCUCCCUCCUUAGUGGUGGAAUGUGGUGAGGAAACUCUGAAUACAGCUCCGAUCAAAGAUUACCACUCCAACCCCAACUUUCCCCAGGCUGCCCUCCUAUUAACUGUGUUCCUGCCUCAGGAGGAAGCGUAUACCCCACCCCUGGUCCUGAAGGUGGUAGACCAACAAAACUAUGGCAUCCAGAUGGUGAUUGGCCAGGCCAUUGUCUACUGCUUGCGCCCAUAUUUCUGUGACCCCUGGGCUGAAGACUAUGUACCUCCACGCCUUCCUGGUAUGAAAUUUUCUUCUUUUCACUGCUCUCCUCUCCCUCCUUUCCCUCCUCUCCCCUUUUGUCCUUUUCUCAAUCUUCCCUCUGAAAGAAAUUGGCUUCAUUUUGGGUUCUAUGGCCCUCUAAUUCUUCCCAGCUACCCUUUUAACCUUAAAUUGCUAAAUAAAUGCAAAUUAUUUCAAAUUAAGGGUGCGGGGUGGUGUUUUAUAUCAUCUCUCUCCUUUCCUCCUCUUCUCCAGUUUUUUGAUCACAAGAACAGAAAGCACUUGAAGUCUAUCCAUACUGAGGAAGAGCACAUGCAUGAAGUGGACUGGUGGAGCAAAAUGUUCUGGGCAACAGGAGAGAACUCUAAGACGUGGAACCACAAGGACUACUAUGCUCUGAAGAUAUAUGACUGUGAGCUAGAAGCUGUACCAGACUUCCAAGGCCUGCAGGAUUUCUGCCAGACUUUCAACCUCUAUAGUGGGCAGAAGACUAAAGACAGCCCCAUCGUUGGUGAAUUCAAGGGCCUUUUCCGGGUCUAUCCACUUCCUGAGAAUCCCAAACAAGCCAGCCCCCCACGCCAGUUCCAGAAUCUACCUGAGAAAGAGAGCUGCCCGCAGCAGUGCCUCGUGCGGGUGUAUGUAAUCCGGGCCAUUGGGCUACAGCCGAAGGACAACAAUGGUUUGUGCGACCCUUACGUGAUCCUGAAAUUGGGCAAGACGAUGCUGGGCAACCGGCACCAUUACAAACCCAACACUGUGGACCCCGUCUUUGGCAUGAUGUUUGAGAUGAACUGCACCAUUCCCCUGGAGAAAGAUCUGGAAAUCACUCUUUUUGACUUUGACUUAAUUUCACCUGAUGACAAGAUUGGGUCCACAGUCAUCGACCUGGAGGAUCGGCUCCUGUCCACCUUUGGUGCUCGUUGUGGGCUUCCCAAAUCCUACUGCCUGGCAGGGCCCUUUCAGUGGAGGGACCAGCUAACACCAAGUCACCUCCUGGAGCAGUAUGCCCACAGGAAGGGGCUGCCACCACCUGAUUUCAGCGAUGAAGAUUGUAUCAUAUUCAGUGGGAGAAUCUUCAGGUUGCAAAACUUUGAACAAGAGACCCCUCCCAUUAAGCACUUAGGUUCUCCAAAAGAGCGUCUGGCCCUGUAUCUCUUGCAAGCUCAGGGACAGGUGCCUGAGCAUGUGGAGACUCGAACUCUAUACUCAAACACCCAACCAGGUAUUGACCAGGGAAAGGUGCAGUUGUGGGUAGACAUCUUCCCCCUGCAUCUUGGGCCUCCGGGGCCUGCAGUAAACAUCAGUCUUCGAAAGGCCAAAGGGUACGAACUACGCUGCAUCAUCUGGGAAACAAGAAAUGUGGACCUGCAGGACGUCAAUAUAACUGGAGAGAGGAUGAGUGAUAUCUACAUCAAAGGAUGGAUGCAUGAUAUGGAGGAAGACAUGCAAAAGACAGAUAUUCACUAUCGAUCACUUACUGGGUCUGCGAGUUUCAACUGGAGGUUUAUCUUCACUUUUAAAUACCUGCCCACAGAACAGGUCUGCAUUCUGAGCAAGAAGGAAUUCAUCUGGAGCCUGGACCCCACAGUGGAGAAGAUCCCACCCCGACUUCUAAUCCAGGUUUGGGACAAUGACAAGUUCCUUCCUGAUGACUUUUUAGGAAUUCUAGAGCUAGACCUGUGUGAAAUGCCAACUCCUGCCCGGAGUUCCCAUGAGUGCACCCUCAACAUGAUAGAAAACAAACCUAAGUGGCCAUUUAAGUUCCUCCACAAGCAUGUCUCCCUCUUCAGGCAGAAAACUCUCACUGGCUGGUGGCCUUGUCAGGUUCUGGAUGACAACAAAUGGCGUUUGUCGGGCAAAGUGAAGAUGACCCUGGAAGUGCUGACAAGGAAGGAGGCUGAGGAAAGACCAGCUGGGAGAGGCCGAUCUGAACCCAAUCAAUACCCUACGCUUCAUGCACCCAUACGACCAGAAACCUCAUUCCUAUGGUUCCUAUCACCGUGGCUCAGUUUCCAACACAUCUGUUGGAAUCGCUACCGCUGGAAAUUUACACUCUCUCUUUUAAUAAUGAGCUUAUUGCUCUUGGUGAUAAUAUUUAUCUAUUCUACUCCUAACUAUUUAGCUAUGAAAUUGAUCAAACCUGAGUUUCGGUUAACUAGACCGCUACCUGCAUUGUCGGAAGAAAGUUUCAAAGAGAUACCAACAACCACCCUGGAAGGCCUCUUACAGUCAGUCUCAGAGACUAAUACAAACACAAACUGACCACCAAAAAAUCCAACAACUACUUGAAUAUUUUUUCUCAUCUCUUAGGCCCAUGAGGGCAAUCUACUCGCCUAGGAGACUUUCCUGUCCACAUCCCUCCUAUCAUUAAAUCUUUCUUUCUCUCA